Papilio polytes (common Mormon) is the source of this 2784-nucleotide messenger RNA. Its product is annotated as protein toll-like. Bases 191 to 2638 code for a protein of 815 amino acids. The transcript has 6 exons. Gene Ontology annotation, molecular function: protein binding. The record is from RefSeq and is a predicted model, not a curated record. Lineage: Eukaryota; Metazoa; Arthropoda; Insecta; Lepidoptera; Papilionidae.
CGCCAGUGUUAAGUGAAUAUUUUACGCAAUUAUUUCAAAAUUGUUUAAUUGUUUUAAGUUCUUCAAACAACUGAAGUAAACAAUUUUAAACUUCUGGUUGCAAGAAUUAUGUAAUGGAUGGAAUCAACAGGAUUGAAAACAGGGUAAUGAACUAUAAUAGCAAAAGCCAGUGAAAUGUAAAAGUGAAGACAUGAACAUAAAAAUCGCUGCAAUGGCUCGUAAUAUAGUAUAUUGGUUAUUAGUGGUUUUAUCACUCGAGGCCGUUGACGCUAAAAGGGAGACGUGCCCGGGUUACCCUAACUGUAUUUGCGGCGGUACAUUGGCCGUAGAAGUUGAUUGCAUCGUAAGCGGUCAGAAUGUGAAAAUUGAUGUUCUACCCGGCAUUUACGUAAACAUCAAAUGUGGAAACUCAUCGUUCUUGAAUUAUAACAAGUUACCUAAUUUAAAAAUUCACAGUAAUAAUUUUAAGACAGUCAGUUUUAAGAAUUGUCCACUACCAAAUACUUCUUUUGAAGAAGUCUUAACUAAUAUCGGUGUUAAUAAAACGAUGUCUUUAAUAUAUCAAAAUGAGAAUAACAUUUCACAGGAUUUUAAAAGAAAUCAUUUUGUUGGUUUAGAAGAUUUAACUAAACUUUUAAUAUCUGUGAACGGUGUAAUAUUUCUACCUGAUAAUCUUUUUAUGGAUUUAAAUAAUCUUCAAUGGUUAAACUUACGUAUGAAAUCUGUUAAUAUAUCUGAAGAAUUAUUUAAACCGUUACGAAAAUUGGAUACACUUGAAAUCUAUCAUAAUCAAAUGACAAAAAUGCCAAACAACGUAUUUGAACAUUUGAUUGGAUUAAAGAAAUUCUCACUUUGGCAAACUAACAUAUCAAUAAUACCUCACGAUUUCUUUGAUGGUGUUGGAAAACUGGAAGAAUUAGAUUUGAGUUCGAACGAUUUGAGCUCAUUGCCAUCGGGUACAUUUUAUCCAUUAAGAAAUCUAAAGAAACUAACUUUAUUCUCAAAUAAGUUUUCCGUUUUACCGGAUAACUUGUUUGCGCAGAACAAGUUACUUUCGACAUUAAUCAUUUUAAACAAUGACGUGAAAAUAAAAGAACUUCCUAAAAAUUUAUUACGAAACUUGCCGCAUCUGAAACAAGUUCACAUACAGAGAUGUGGUAUAGAAACAAUAUAUUGCAACGUAUUCACCAACUCGUCUCAAAUAACAAACAUAUCAUUGGCGCAUAAUGAUAUUAAAAAUCUACCCAAAGCUGUUUUUAAUGAUCAAAUAAAUCUACUCGAACUCGAUAUCAGUUACAACAAGUUAGAAGAUCUCGAUAUUAAAUUAUUCUCAUCAUUAGUACGACUGGAGACAUUGAAUUUAUGUUGCAACUCUAUAACUAAAAUAUCAGGAUUAACAUUCUUACCAUUAAUAAGUCUCACGUACUUAAACAUGGAGAGAAACAACUUGAAAGUGAUAUCAUCGACAUUGUUCGAAAAUAAUAAACAACGAUUGUCGAUAUCAUUUGCAUACAACGAACUUGAUUUUAAAAAUAAAAUACUAGUUAAUAACAAGUGGAUAAAUUCGCCGUUUAUUCACACUCGUAAUUUACAGACGCUCAAUUUAAGUCAUAAUAAAAUUAAAGAAGUUUCUAAAGAUUUGUGGACGAAUGGCCAUGAGAACAUUGACUUAAGUUUUAAUUAUAUCAAACAAUUAUGGAGUGAUGGACCUGAAUCAUCUGACAGCUACGAAGCAAUAAAAACACCAAUCAAAAGAUUAUGGGUUGGAAAUAACAAUUUGAGCUGCCUAUGUAGUAAUAGACAGUUCCUUGAUUACCUAGAAACUCACUGGAAGACCAAGAUAUCAAACAUCGAUAACGAACAGUGUCAAAUGUGGCUUUUUGGCUUAAAUUGUUAUUUGGAAACAAUUUGUCUUGUCAUUGGCAUUAUAGUAAUCUUAUACGGCAUAACAUUGUUAUUACUACUACAUUACACACCGAAAUUCCCUAAGUUUGUAAAGAAAAUUUUGUCACGUGUAUUUAACAACAAUUAUAAAAACAAAGGAAUCACAAUUGCAGUCAAAUAUUCUAUAGCUGAUCAGGAAUUUGUUUUAAAAGAAGUAGUUCCCGGAUUACAAGAUAUCAAAAAUGUAAAAUCACUGUCGCAACGUCAUAUAACCUUCAUUUUGAAACCUAUCAAUGAUUUGAAUACCAAAAAAUCUUAUAUGAACAUUUUGAACAGUAAGAAAAGCGAAGUUUCCGCCACCGUUGUAAUAUUUUCAACGAAUUACUUGAUGACGAAGUAUAGCAAAGUUAAUAUUAAAAAGAUACGCGGAGAGAUGUUAAAAGCGAGAGAUACAAUUUAUACAUUCUUCGACACCGGAUCUGAUAAUUCUAUUUACGCCUUCCUAAAGGAUCAUCGUGACACACGUGUAUCAGUUUUGUGGAACGAACUCUAUUUCUGGGAUAAAAUUUUUGAUUUCAUUUCGAAACAUUCGAGUGAUCACAGAUAUAAUAUUGAAACUAAAUCUGGCCAAGGAAAAAACAACUUUAUUAAAGAAAUUAAUAAAGUUAAAAACUCACCGAAAAUGUCAGUCAUGAAACUAUCAGAGUGGCCUCAGAAUGAUACUUUCGAAACGUUUGCGCAUAGCCAAGUUUAGUUGAAGUGAAUCUUUUUUAUGAGGCAAAGACUGAAAUUUUCGCCGUAACUCUAUUAGUCUAGUAAUAUGAAUACAGAUCCUGUUAUGUAAUAAAACUAUCACUUACAUGUUACAAUUUAAUUCUAAGCACAUUAUGUAGAUUUUUU